AUGGCCGAUCCCAAACAGCUAAAAGAAUGCGCCACGACGGCCUUUACAGAUGGUAGAAUCGCAGAGUGUCCAGACGUCGGAUACGGCGGAAAUUACGACAAAGAAAACUUCUUCGGUAUUGUCCAAAGUGUGGAUGAAAAAUAUGGCAAUAAUAUUGCACAGUACUUGAACGAAUGUGUCGAUCGGGAUCACGGCGGUCUCAACAGUGAUCGAGUCUACCACUUUGCAGCCCUUGCAGUUGCUGCGGCCAGAGGCUACUUUGAUGGCGAAAACUAG
This is a messenger RNA of Penicillium odoratum, 276 nucleotides long. RefSeq lists its product as uncharacterized. The record is from RefSeq and is a predicted model, not a curated record. Bases 1 to 276 code for a protein of 91 amino acids. Lineage: Eukaryota; Fungi; Ascomycota; Eurotiomycetes; Eurotiales; Aspergillaceae. The transcript has a single exon.